AUGGGUAUGUAUGAGGUUAAUUCAGACAUUAAGACGACUAUGAAAUAUAUUAAAAAAUAGGUUAAGGGAAAUAUUCAGAAGUAUUUAAAGGUGUUUCAGUUAUAACUCAUCAAAAUGUUAUUAUCAAAGUUUUAAAGCCAAAUGUACAAAAGAAAAUAAAUAGAGAAAUAUUAAUACUAAAAAAUUUAUAGAAUCAUCCUUUAGUAACUGAAUUAAUAGAUGUAGUUUAAGAUUAAAGCAGUUUAAGAUAAUCUUUAAUUUUUAAACAAUAAAAUUGGAUUAAUUUGAAAGAAGUUCGAAAUUAUGAAUCAUUGAAACCUAUAAAAUUUUUAUUAAAAUGUGUUUUAGAAGUUUUAGAUUAUGCUCAUUCAAAAGGAAUAUUUCAUCGUGAUAUCAAACCUCAUAAUAUUAUAACUAAUAAUGAAUUUUGUUGUAAAGAAUAAUAAUUAAAUAAUUAGAUUUUAAAUUAUUAGAUUGGGGAUUAGCAGAAUUUUAUCAUCCAUAUAAAGAAUAUAAUACAAGAGUGGCAUCAAGAUAUUUUAAAUCUCCAGAGAUUUUACUUGAUAUUAGAUAAUAUCAUCAUUCAAUAGAUUCUUGGGGAGUUGGUUGUUUAAUGGCUGGUAUGAUUUUUAAGAAAGAACCUUUUUUUGCAGGUAUUAACAAUGAUGAUCAAUUAUUAAAGAUUGUUAAUGUAUUAGGAUCAAAUACUUUGUAUGAAUAUUUAGAUAAAUGGAAAAUCAAUAUGCCUUCAAGAUAUAAAAGUUUUCCUUAUUCAAAUUAAAAAAGAUUUGAAUUAUUUAUUACAAAAGAGAAUGAAUAACUUUGCACACCAGAAGCAAUUGAUUUAUUGAAAUAAUUGCUCAUUUUUGAUCAUUCAGAAAGAAUAUUACCUAAAGAUGCUCUCUAACAUCCAUUUUUUCAAUGAG
Molecule: messenger RNA, 926 nt
Organism: Paramecium pentaurelia
Lineage: Eukaryota; Ciliophora; Oligohymenophorea; Peniculida; Parameciidae
Source: the annotation of a GenBank genome assembly